UGGACUGCUUCUCAGAAUCUGCUGGUACUUCUGUUUGUCUCUGGUUUUAAAAGCCCCCCAGAGGCAACCUGAAACCCAGACUCUUCUCAGAAUAGGGUGGGGGAAAUUCCGAAGUUCUUAUUAAACACAUUUAUCCCUCAAGCUUUGGAAGGAGCCAAAAUGCCAAAAGCAAGAAUCCCAAAGUACUGCCCACACUGGUGUGAUAUCCUGAUAAAUGUCUAACAAAUCCAACAUGUGUCCCCUGGGCUUGAAUAUUUGCUGGGCAAAGUUCCAGAAUAGUGAGACAUCUUGGGAUUCAUCCGGGUUAGGAAAGACCUUUAACUACCAGCUGUCACCUCACUGUUCUUCAAAUAGUCAAGUCUUGAGGUCUUUUCACUGUGCGCUGUUCUGAUGGAGGGCCCCCACCAGCAUGAAGCAGAAGGAUGACCUUGUCCCAUGGGCAGGACAACUGUGAAGGGAGCUGUGUGUGUCCAAGUCUGUGGGAAGAGAGAGCCACCUAGAAUGUCCCCGCCAAACCAGUCACUGGAAGGCCUUCUCCAGGAGGCCUCCAACAGAUCCCUGAAUGCUACAGAAACCCCAGAGGCUUGGGGUCCAGGGACACUCCAGGCCCUCAAAAUCUCUCUUGCUCUGCUCCUUUCCAUCAUCACAAUGGCCACAGCCCUCUCCAACGCCUUUGUGCUCACCACCAUCUUCCUCACCAGGAAGCUCCACACCCCAGCAAACUAUCUCAUCGGCUCCCUGGCCAUGACUGACCUCUUAGUCUCCAUCUUGGUCAUGCCCAUCAGCAUUGUCUAUACCACCACCCACACCUGGAGCUUUGGCCAAAUCCUGUGUGACAUCUGGCUGUCUUCUGACAUCACAUGCUGCACAGCCUCCAUCCUGCAUCUCUGUGUCAUUGCUCUGGACAGGUACUGGGCCAUCACAGACGCCCUGGAGUAUAGUAAACGCCGCACAGCGGGCCGGGCGGCUGCCAUGAUUGCCACUGUCUGGGUCAUCUCGAUCUGCAUCUCCAUCCCGCCACUCUUCUGGCGGCAGGCCAAAGCUCACGAAGAGAUGUCGGACUGCCUGGUGAACACGUCUCAGAUCUCCUACACCAUCUACUCCACCUGCGGGGCCUUCUACAUCCCCUCUGUGCUGCUCAUCAUCCUCUAUGGCCGCAUCUACAUGGCUGCCCGGAAUCGCAUCCUGAAUCCGCCUUCGCUCUACGGGAAGCGCUUCACCACGGCCCACCUCAUCACGGGCUCUGCGGGGUCCUCGCUCUGCUCGCUCAGCCCCAGCCUCCAUGAGGGGCACUCCCAUACUGCCGGCUCCGCUCUCUUUUUCAGCCACGUGAAAAUCAAGCUGGCCGAUAGUGUCCUGGAGCGCAAGAGGAUUUCCGCGGCUCGAGAAAGGAAAGCCACGAAAACGCUGGGGAUCAUCCUAGGGGCCUUUAUCAUCUGCUGGUUGCCCUUCUUUGUCGCCUCUCUGGUCCUCCCCAUCUGCCGGGACUCCUGCUGGCUCCACCCAGCCCUCUUUGACUUCUUCACCUGGCUUGGCUAUCUCAACUCCCUCAUCAAUCCAAUAAUAUAUACUGUGUUUAACGAAGAGUUUCGACAAGCGUUUCAGAAAGUUGUCCAUUUUCGGAAAGCCUCCUAGUCUUAUUUGCUGAUGACUCUUGUUAUCUGUUGUGUCCUGUAACCCAACUGGAAUUGUCUUGUUUAUUUUUCCUGAGAUUUGGGUCAAUCCUGAUAUGUUGGGUUUUGGUUCGACGAAUAGAAUU
Neomonachus schauinslandi (Hawaiian monk seal) is the source of this 1759-nucleotide messenger RNA. RefSeq names its product 5-hydroxytryptamine receptor 1D (gene HTR1D). The transcript has a single exon. Gene Ontology annotation, cellular component: dendrite; plasma membrane. The record is from RefSeq and is a predicted model, not a curated record. Gene Ontology annotation, molecular function: neurotransmitter receptor activity; G protein-coupled serotonin receptor activity. Gene Ontology annotation, biological process: vasoconstriction; regulation of locomotion; regulation of behavior. The coding region runs from base 436 to 1635 and encodes 399 amino acids. NCBI's taxonomy places the organism in Eukaryota, Metazoa, Chordata, Mammalia, Carnivora, Phocidae.